Aureococcus anophagefferens is the source of this 2394-nucleotide messenger RNA. RefSeq lists its product as hypothetical. Gene Ontology annotation, cellular component: membrane. Bases 1 to 2394 code for a protein of 797 amino acids. Lineage: Eukaryota; Pelagophyceae; Pelagomonadales; Pelagomonadaceae. The record is from RefSeq and is a predicted model, not a curated record. The transcript has 3 exons.
AUGAGGGCUGCUUUCGUCUUCCUGGGCGUAUUUCCUCUCGCUCGUGCUUUCUCCGAGGGCCUCAAGGCCGUGACGCGCGUGGAGGAUGCCGUCUACUACGCGUCGCACCACGACGGCAACGUCCUCAUCAGAUUCGACAAUUUCAGCACCGAGAUCGUCGCGGGCAGCGCCGACGGCCAGCCCGGCGACGCCGACGGGACAGGGACGGACGCGCUGCUCCACGGCCCCCAGGGCCUCGCCUUCGACGGCAACAAGAGCAUCUACUUCGUCGACACGUUCAACUCGAAGCUGAAGCGCUUCGACGUCGAGGCGCGCUCCGUCGAGACUGUCGCCGCGCUCGGCAACGCGUCCGCCGUCGACAGCAACAAACAGGGCUCGAACCAGCGUUCGAACGGCGCACCCUUUCCCAUCGCCGUCGACGUCGACGCUGCGACGCGCCUCGCCUUCGUGAGUUUGAAGUACGGGAAAGCAGUCGUCGCCGUGGAUCUCGACGCGGCCGAGAAAGUGAACAAGCGCGUCGACGCGCCGCCCUGGGCCCUGCCGUUUCUGAAUACAACAGUUACGACCGUGGACCUGGGCUGCGGCACGCUGUCGAAGCCGCACGGCGUGGCGAUCCGCGCCAACGGCCGGCUCCUGCUCGCGGACGACGACGCGGGCGUCAAACUCGCGGACCUCCGCGGCGGGACCUGCCGGUCGCUGCCCUGGACGACGAACGGGUCCUUCGCGUUCCGCGACGCGGCGUGGGUCGACGACUCCGUCGCCCUGCUCAUGGAGCGCAAGGCGGCGGGCACGGUCUACGCCGUCGACGUCGACGCAGACCGAUCGCGCGCGAUCUUCGGCGGCGGCGAGGAGCGCGACUGCUGGAAGGACGGCGCGGGCGCCGUCGACGGCCCGGGCUCGGGCUUCUGGAAGGCUAUGAGCCUGUCCUACCGGCCCGGCUCGCUGGCCGUCGCGGACACGGGCGGCAACUUCCUCCGGCGGCUCGCGCUGGACCCGGCGGACGCGUUCCGCGACGCGCGGGCGACGACGGUGCCGUGCUACCUCGCGCGCCACAAAUUCGCGCGGUGCAACGCGGGGACCAUCGAGCACUACGCCUGCGGCCUCGGCGACGGGCCCUACCCGCAGCAGCUGCCGCCCUGCGCCGCGUGCAUGAACGCGUCCCUGGGCACGUGGUGCGCCUGCGACGCUUACCGCGACGCGGCCUGGUGCGCGCCGCGCGUCGCCGCGCUCACGCCGCGCCAGCGCGCGUACCCCCCCGCCAUGCGCGUGUCCCUCUUCGAGUUCUGCAGCCAGCUGCUGCUCUUCGUGCUCCUGGCCUCCAUGGCCGGCAGCUGCGACGCCCGGCUGUGCCUGCUCCAGUUCCGCAAGGCCAAGGGCAUCAUCUGCGGCCUCUGCUGCCACUUCCUCGUCAUGCCCUUCCUGGGCUACGUCUGCGUAUAUUGGCUGCUGCCCCAGCCCGUCGUCACGGCGACGACGCUCCUGGUCAUCACGACGAGCCCGUCCGGCGGCUUCUCCGGCUUUUGGUGCAGCGUCUGCAACGCGGACCUCGCGCUGUCCGUGGCCAUCACGUCGGCGUCGACGGUUUUUAGUUGUGCGGCGCUGCCGCUGAAUCUGUAUCUCUACGUGCAGACCGUGAGCGGCCGCGACGUGGGGCUCGACUGGUACCAAAUCCUCGUUUCCUGCUCGGUCGUCGUCGCGGCCGUCGCCGCGGGGCUGGUCGCGUCGGCGCACCUCGAGCGCCGGGGCCGUUCCAUCGUGAACAAGUUCGGGACGCUCGCGGGCAUCGCGCUCAUGGGCCUGAGCGGCGCGAGGAACACGAUGAGCCACGACCCCAUCUAUCGGAAGCCGCUGCGCUGGUUCCUGGGCGUGUGCCUGCCCGUGCCCAUGGGCCUCGGCGCGACCGUCACCAUCUCCCGCAUGCUCAAGCUCCCGCCGCCGGAGGCGACGACGGUGGCCAUCGAGUGCGUCUACCAGAACACGGCGCUGGCCCUGACCAUCGCGCUCUCCGCGUUUCCCCGGUCGGACGCGGGCGCGGCGACGGCCGUGCCCCUCGUCUACGGCCUCGCGGAGAUCGUCUUCAUCGGGCUCUUCGGCGUCUUCGCCUGGCAGAUGGGCUGGUCCCACGCGCCGCCGACGGAGAACCUCUUCAAGUUCCUCCUCAACGACUACCAGCCGGACGCGUCCGAGGACGACAUCGCGCAGCUCCGCAUCUCCGAGUCCUUCGGCUCGACGGUCUCCAUCAACGUCGACCUCGACCAGUCGCUCCUCCCCGACGCCGAGUCGCCGCCGCCGCCGCCGAAGAAGCGCGGGUGCUUCCCCUUUUCGCGCCGCGCGCGCGGCCGGAGCCGCGCGGGAAGUCGCGCGGACGACGGGGACCCCGCGACGACGCGCUAG